AUGGGUUGGAAAUUUGGGACGACUUUGACUCACUUUUCUGUCUCUUCCCCCUCUCAAAAUUUCGGUUCGGCGGUCUCUAAUCUCCAUCUAAAUCCGCGGAAUCCGAAAGCCUCCGGAGUCAGUCCGGACAUUUAAUCCCUUAAUCCCGCAACAAUUCCCGGGAAAAAAAACUCAAGCUUUCCGUCCCUCCGCGUAUCUAUUUGUUUCUUUUGUACGCCGCGACUUUUGCUUCUUCAUUUUCCCUUGUUUUCUUUUGGAUUUUUUUACCAUUUUUCCACCAGCGUUGGAAUCGGAUUCCGAUGGGAACUCCGGAAUUCCCAGAUCUGGGGAAGCAUUGCACCGUCGAAGAUUGCAGGCAGAUCGAUUUCUUGCCCUUCACAUGCGAUCGCUGCAGCCAGGUGUUCUGUUUGGAGCACCGGAGCUACAUUAAACACAGUUGUCCAAAAGCUGACAAACAAGAUGUCACCGUUGUCGUCUGCCCACUGUGUGCUAAAGGAGUUCGUCUAAUUCCUGAUGAAGACCCCAACAUUAGUUGGGACACGCAUGUCAACACUGAUUGUGACCCAUCAAAUUAUGAGAAAGUAACAAAGAAGAAAAAAUGCCCUGUCCCUGGUUGCAGGGAGAUCCUAACAUUCUCAAACACAAUCAAGUGUAGGGACUGCUUGGUAAACCAUUGUUUGAAGCACAGGUUCGGACCCGACCACAAAUGUCCUGGACCGAAGAAACCAGAAACAGGUUUCCCAUUUAUGGGUCUUUUGAGUAGGAGUAGAAAAGAAGAAUCAAAACCCAACCGAGCUCCAACGUCAUCUUCCCCCAAGUGGGCUACAAGCUUUUUUAAUGCAGCUUCAACAGUUCGAGCUUCGGCCGAAGCAGGCAUGACAAGAUUGGGAAAUGAAAUUAGCCAAAAGUUGCAGAUCGCAAGGGAUGGUGUGGGGCAGAGCAGCAGCAGUGGGGGUGGAAUUGGACAAGAGGAGUGCCCACAGUGUGGUGUGAAGUUCUCCUCAGUUACAACUCUGGUGGAGCAUGUGGAGAAAGUCCAUGAGAAGAGUCGAGUGAAGAAGGUGACGAUUGAUGUCUGCCCAAAGUGUAGUAGAGGGUUUCGUGAUCCAGUGUCUCUUGUGGAGCAUGUUGAGAGGGAUCAUGGUGGUUCUUCAAGGGCUUAGCUUAACCACUUAGGUAUGGUUGUGAAAACAGGGAAGUAUACUUUCUGUGAAAUCUUAUUUCAUUUUGCUCAUUGCUCGGAUUCAAGACUCUGAAAAUGCAAAUAUCUUCUGAGCAUUCGAUCAAAUAUUGGACUUUUGAAAUUGCAAGUUUUAAUACAAAUUUCAAAAUGCUUUGUGAAGGAAUCACUUGUUUACAGACAAAUUGUAUUUGUACACUUAAUUGUUACUGGUGGCCCGUUUGCUUGUUAAGAGGAUAGAAAUUGU
This is a messenger RNA of Corylus avellana, 1427 nucleotides long. Its product is annotated as zinc finger (C2H2 type, AN1-like) family protein. Gene Ontology annotation, molecular function: zinc ion binding. Lineage: Eukaryota; Viridiplantae; Streptophyta; Magnoliopsida; Fagales; Betulaceae. The record is from RefSeq and is a predicted model, not a curated record. Gene Ontology annotation, cellular component: cytoplasm.